Topomyia yanbarensis is the source of this 1082-nucleotide messenger RNA. RefSeq lists its product as uncharacterized. The record is from RefSeq and is a predicted model, not a curated record. Lineage: Eukaryota; Metazoa; Arthropoda; Insecta; Diptera; Culicidae. Bases 109 to 996 code for a protein of 295 amino acids. The transcript is spliced from 2 exons.
GUGGAAUAAACUGUCAAACAGAAAAACAAAUAGCCUGUGCAAUGUUGUUAUCUUGAAAUAAUAUUUUAUUUUUACCAUAAACAGUUUGCAUUUAUUAGGAUUAAAACAAUGGAGGGAAUCAGCUUCGAUUCCCUAUCGUAUCUUCCGGACGAUUCCUUUGUGAUAGAGUGCAAUGAUGAUUUUGGCGGAAUCUGUGAGGACAUCGUGUGCCUUGCAAAUGCAACUCAUUUGGUGGAUCACCUCGAUCCCCUCAGGCUGGCAGCUGGUAAUGAUAGUCCGCCAAGCAAUAGCUACUAUUCAUCCGUUAGAUGCUUCGACAAAGAGAUACCGUCACUGUUUUCCGAGAUGGAAUACUUGACGGAGGUUUCGCCCGAAACGGAAAUCGCUAUCGUACCAAAUCAUAGCGAACCACUUGCUGUCAACCCAAGUGAGCUUUCUUGGAAAGGACAGGAUACGAUUUUGGAGGAAAGGAUUGAGCUGGCUAGUGAUGCGGAACAAUAUUUCUCAUCCGUUGAUGAAGAUUCUAAGGACGACGUCAAAUUGAACAAUCGAUAUCUUGCCUCAACGAAUUAUAGGAAAAUUCUUCAAAACUACAUUCAAAAAGGAAAACGUAAGCUUGAGGAGAGUUCGUACUCGAAAAUGAAAGCCACUGUUAUGAGUGUUAAAGGCGGUGUCAAUUCUACCUCCCUCAUCGAAACCGUUACCUGUGCUUCCUACGCAAAUUCGCCAAAAUGUGCUGCCACUGGAGGAUCUCCAUCGUCCGAACAAUACGAUCGACUUCAAUCGGAACCAGUCCCUCUGCCAAAUUACCGAUGUCGCGAUUGUAACUCAUGCUUCCUCUCCGUUGAACGACUGAAGAAGCACACUUGCAUAAUUGCGGAACAGUACCAGUGUCAGCUGUGCCGUCGAGAGUUCCGUAAGCGAAAAACUCUUGAACAGCAUAUAAAGUCCCACAACAAAGUAUUUUCUACCGAUGCGGAUUUACGUAACUGGUAAUUUUUUUUUCUGGGCUUUCGCAGCUCUGUAUGUUUGUGUUUUUAGAUAGUUGGUUUUCCAUCGCAUCUAAAUGUAGAUAUUUUAUU